Molecule: messenger RNA, 1596 nt
Organism: Hymenoscyphus albidus
Lineage: Eukaryota; Fungi; Ascomycota; Leotiomycetes; Helotiales; Helotiaceae
Source: the annotation of a GenBank genome assembly
UACAACGUACCCAACAAUCAUCUACUCGAGUAUGAAGCGGAGUCCUUCAGAACGAUGAGACAUUGUCUGAAGUAUAUUCCUCAGUACGCUAGAUUACUUACGGAAAUACCCACCAGGUAACCUGGACUUUCACGGCUAGGUAUAUCCGUUACGAUAACUAGUCCUGAUUGCGAGAAGCCACCCUUUGAUAUGAUGGUGUGCUUCUUGAGCUGAUCAUUUCAAGGAUAAAUACCUCCAGAGUGCCCCUUCUAAUCGUUUGUACUUGAAACUUUAUAUUGCUAUCUUCUCUCAGCUCAAACAAAGAAUAAACACAGACAUCGCAAUGGCACCUUCGGCAACCGAGACGCUGAACCUAUCUGCAAUUCCAGUUGCCGCUGGAAAAGCAAAGUUAUCAUCUCCAAAGCCAUGGGUUAAAAGCACCGGAGCGCUAGAUGAGUAUGAGAAUUUCGACGUCACUCCAAUUAUUGGACGAGAAUUUCCUCAUGCUAGCUUGGCACAAUGGCUUCAAUCUCCAAAUUCCGAUGCUCUCAUCAGGGAAUUGGCACUUACAAGUAUGAUUUCCCAUUCCCAUUCAUACCCACAUGGUACUGAUACAUUAGCAGUUUCCCAGCGAGGAGUCGUCUUCUUCCGAGCUCAAGACGACCUUACCGCAGAUCUCCAAAAACAGCUUGUUCAGAGACUUGGACUUCUCUCCGGAAAACCAGCGGACUCAGGUCUCCAUAUUCAUCCAAUCCUCAACUCAGAACGCGAAGAUUACCGAGUAACGGAUCCAGAAAUAAGUACCAUCGACAGCGUUCUCAAUAAGAAGUUGUACGCCAACAACAGUAUCAUCAACCAAUCCGGAAAAAAACAAAACGCUGGAGGCUGGCACGCAGACAUUUCCUUUGAGCCAGCGCCUGCAGAUUACUCAAGUUUGAGACUCGAGAUUCUGCCAAAAACUGGUGGUGAUACUCUUUGGGCCAGCGGAUACGAGAUCUAUGAUCGCAUCUCUGAGCCAUACCAGAAAUUCUUGGAGGGAUUGACUUGCACUUUCCAUCAGCCAGGCUUCAUCGAAGCUGCUUCUAAGGGUGGAUUCGCCGUCUACGAGAAACCGCGUGGCUCUCCACUCAAUAUUGGCAAAGAACUCAAAGCCGUUCACCCAGUCGUCCGCACCAACCCAGUGACCGGAUGGAAGUCAAUCUUCCCUGUUGGCGGGCACAUCUCUCACAUCAAUGGUAUCACCGACUUGGAGAGUAAAGCACUACUCAAGUGGUUUAACCGGUUACUUGUGGACAACCAUGAUCUGCAAGUGAGGUUUAAAUGGCAGAACAAGAAUGAUAUUGCCAUUUGGGAUAACAGAAGUGUUUUCCACACUGCUACUUAUGAUAUUGAUGGCCUAGGUGAUAGAUAUGGUGUUCGGGCUGUGAGUGUAGGCGAGAAACCGUUCUUUGAUCCCGAGAGCACUGGGAGACGAGAGGCUUUGGGUAUGAAGGAUGUUGAGAAUCGGGAGGCGAAGGUUGGGGAUGAAGCUGCCAAAUCUUGAGUUCUUUUCUUGCUAUCGUGGUUUAGUUGAGCACAUAUAAGUAUAUUAUCAGCAAUUUUAUCCAUUUUACAUGG